This is a messenger RNA of Hydatigera taeniaeformis, 894 nucleotides long. The record is from the annotation of a GenBank genome assembly. NCBI's taxonomy places the organism in Eukaryota, Metazoa, Platyhelminthes, Cestoda, Cyclophyllidea, Taeniidae.
AUGAGGUGUACCACCUCUACUGGUCGAAUUUGUCGGAGGGUGACAUGCUCACCUAAGCGACUACCUCUGUCUUUCUGCGAGACUCUUCGAGAGGCAGAAGAAGCACGGCGCCAUUCCGACCCUUGCGAAUGCAAGGAGAAUAAGUGUGGACCUCAACCGCGCCGUAUCCCAUUGCUAGGCACAGAAGAUCCUGCAUCGGAGAAGUCCAAACGGGCCUUCGGAAUGCAAGCAGAGCAAGGCAUCUGGGAUAUUGGAAUACCUCUGUCAAGUAGAGUUCAAUUACCCCUGCGCCGAUCACGAUUUCGUGUGAGAUAUGAAAGAGGCCUCUAUCCCUUCCACCUCGACUACUCAGCGGACGUAUUCAUCGAAAGGAUCAACUGGUGCGUUGACAUUGAGCAAUAUGAUAUUGCAGAUCUGCUGAAAGACACACUUGAAGCACAGUCGGAUGAUUCGCACUGGGCACACGUGGGACAUUUGGUCUUUAUGGACUUGCUUAAGCACUUGCCUCCCGUGAAAUUAGCUGGUGCCCUGCCUUCCUUCUCCAUUGAAUUUCGAAAGAUGAUGCGAAGAAAUAAUGAAGUAACAGCGCGACGUUUAAUGAAGAUGCUAAAGGAACUGGCCCUAGUGGUGACUAGCAUCGGUCCCGAAUUAGCCUUCUAUGCACACGAUCUAUUCAACCUCUGCAACCAGUGGUUGGAGCAAUACAAGGAAGUCGGUGAUCGCAUUGUCUAUGAACAGAAGAGGAAUAUCCACCUGAACGACCUCACUGAUGAGCUACACGCCAUUUUUGAGGUAGUAUCGGGACCCGAACAUGACUACGCAGUAGCGGGCAUGAAGUUGGCCAUUCCCACCUAUCGAAUUCCUGAAAAGGUCGAAAAUCCUUCAAGAAAAUAG